Exophiala spinifera is the source of this 1113-nucleotide messenger RNA. RefSeq lists its product as uncharacterized. Lineage: Eukaryota; Fungi; Ascomycota; Eurotiomycetes; Chaetothyriales; Herpotrichiellaceae. The transcript has a single exon. The record is from RefSeq and is a predicted model, not a curated record. Gene Ontology annotation, molecular function: methyltransferase activity. The coding region runs from base 1 to 1113 and encodes 370 amino acids.
AUGUCCGAUGCUGGAUCUGAUGCCGACACCAUUGCACCGUCAGUUUUCACAAACACCACCACAACAGCGAUAUCGGCCGUCACCACUACCCAAUCCAUGGAUUCACCCAUGGACCCCGACUCAAACUCCGCACUGUCGGACGAGGCCAGCUUCGACACUCGGUCUCUCCAUGCCAGUGUUCUAGACUACCCCAUGUUCUGGGGCCGCCGCUACCAUCGAUACAAAGAAGGCAGUUAUCUCUUCCCCAACGACGAGGACGAAUCGACUCGUCUCGACGACCAACACGAAAUAUUCAACCGUCUCCACCACCGACUCUUCUUCGCCCCGCUCCAUCCCGACAAUGUCUACAACGUCCUCGACCUGGGCACCGGCACCGGGCAGUGGCCCAUCGAACUGGCCGACUCGAACAUCCUACCGCACGCGGAAAUCACUGGCAUCGACCUGUCCGCCGUCCAGCCCGUCGACGUCCCGAGCAAUGUCUGUUUUGAGAUCCAAGACUGCAGCGACGACGACUGGCUCCGGCCCUUGGACAGCGUCGACUUCUGCCACGCCCGCUUCCUCGCGGGGAGCCUCGUUUCUUACCGCGACAUGAUCCGCACCGCGAGGAGGUACAUCACCCCCGGCACCGGCUGGAUGGAGAUCCAGGAACUCCACCCGACCCCCGUGAGCGACGACAACACCAUCCCCGACAGGUGGCCGCUGAAGGUCUGGGACGACAAUCUACACCGAGCCGCCGCCAGGGCCCUCGACCCUCCACGCCCCGUCCGGGUCGCGAGUCAUCUCAAGUCGUGGAUGGAACAGGCUGGCUUUGUGGACAUUCACGAGCACGUCAGCAAGAUCCCCCUGGGUUCGUGGCCGAAGGAUCCGCAUCUGAAGGACAUCGGCACGUGGUGGUUGGAGAAUUGGUUGAGUGGCUUACCUGGCUUCACGUACAAACUGUUUGGGGUCGAAGGCCUAGAGUGGACGCGCGAGGAGAUUGAGGUCAUGCUUGCCGAGGUGAGGAAGGCGGCCAAGAACAAGGCUGUACAUGCCUAUCAGAGAGUUUAUGUUGUUUACGGGAGGAGGCCGAGUAAAGAGGAGGAAGCAAUGAUAUGGGGCAAUGGACAUGGAUGA